This is a messenger RNA of Exophiala bonariae, 1602 nucleotides long. RefSeq lists its product as uncharacterized. Gene Ontology annotation, biological process: protein N-linked glycosylation; dolichol-linked oligosaccharide biosynthetic process. The transcript is spliced from 2 exons. Lineage: Eukaryota; Fungi; Ascomycota; Eurotiomycetes; Chaetothyriales; Herpotrichiellaceae. Gene Ontology annotation, cellular component: endoplasmic reticulum. The record is from RefSeq and is a predicted model, not a curated record. Gene Ontology annotation, molecular function: dolichyl pyrophosphate Glc2Man9GlcNAc2 alpha-1,2-glucosyltransferase activity. The coding region runs from base 1 to 1602 and encodes 533 amino acids.
AUGGCACAUUUCACUUAUUUCAAAAGCCCGGAAUUUCUCCGAGUUUCGCUUCUCCUGUUCAUCAAUGUAGUUCACAGCAAAUGGCGACAAUAUGUUAACGAGGUCGUCCCGGCGCCUUAUCUCGAUGAGGUCUUCCAUGUUCCUCAAGUCCAAGCAUAUUGGUAUGGAAAAUGGUCGCAAUGGGAUCCGAAAAUCACCACUCCUCCGGGGCUUUAUGGCUUUUCUUACCUCAUUAAUUCUUUCCGGGGUUAUAUGGACCCGACAAUGAAGCCGACCACUGAUGAGUGGAGAUACGUCAAUGCUGUACUGCUCUACAUGGUUCUCAUCGUCUUGUAUAUUCUGGUGGCAGUAGGCAAGAGAACAGUUGUGUCGGACAAUGUGCUGCAGCGGGAGUUCAACAUCAUUCUGUUUCCACUACUAUUCUUCUUUUCGGCCUUAUUCUACACGGAUCUCUUCAGCGUCUUCACAGUUGUCCUCGCUCAGACAGUUUGGACGGCAGGAUUGUCUACUGAUGGCUGGAAGAAGUUCCUGUUCCAGACACUCCAUCUUGUGGCUGGCUUGUUGUCUCUUUCUGCCCGCCAGACCAAUAUCUUCUGGGUUGCUGUCUACCUGGGUGGAUUACAAGCGGUGGCCACCAUUAAGACGAAAGUCGGUGUUGAAAAACUCCAUGAUCCACCAAUUUCUCAAGCAUCUUUCCAAGACUUUUCGAUAACAAGCCUCUCGCUUGUACAAUCGGCUAUACCAAUUCUGCCUCGAAUCCUACUUGAUCUAUGGCCUCAGAUAUGCCUUCUUGGUUCAUUCGCCGGAUUCGUGACAUGGAAUGGUGGCGUAGUGCUAGGUGACAAAGGCAACCACAUCGCAACCAUUCACCUGACCCAAAUGCUGUAUAUCUGGCCAUUGAUCAUUUUCUUCUCAUGGCCGGUAAUAUUACCUCUAUUUUCCGACCUCGCGGCUUUGCGGCGCCGAUUGCCAAAGCUCAUCACCACCGCUACAGCUUUGGCGAUCAUGUUUAAUAUCGUUCACUUCAACACCAUUGUCCAUCCAUUCACCUUGGCCGACAAUCGCCACUAUGUGUUCUACGUCUUCGCUCUCUUGAGAAGACAUUGGAUUAUCAAAUAUGCGGUCAUUCCAGUUUACUACAUCUGUGGUUGGCUAGUUCUGACCGCUCUUGGUGGUGCUCCGGAAUCUCAACCCGACCAGAAGACUAUUCGAAUUCUUCACAGUGCCGAUACUGUCAGCGUGAGCGAUGUGUUGGUAUGGCUUCUUGCGACUUCUCUGUCCCUGGUAACUGCACCGCUUGUUGAGCCAAGGUACUUUAUCGUGCCUUGGCUUAUGUGGCGAUUAGCUGUUCCCGAACACCAGCCUCAGUCGAAGGCACAGCAAAAGUUUUCCCAGCUUGAGAAAGGUAAAAGCACAAGAGGAAAACAAGAUUCACAGUCUACUUUUGUUCUACAGACGGCAUUAACCACGUUGGCUGGGUAUUCGGCAUAUAUCGAGCUAGCGUGGUAUCUCACGAUUAAUAUCGUGACAGGCUACAUCUUCUUGUACAAAGGAUUUGAGUGGCCCCAGGAACCAGGAAAUGUUCAAAGGUUCAUGUGGUAA